Messenger RNA from Emiliania huxleyi CCMP1516, 2712 nucleotides. RefSeq lists its product as hypothetical. The coding region runs from base 1 to 2703 and encodes 900 amino acids. The record is from RefSeq and is a predicted model, not a curated record. The transcript is spliced from 2 exons. Lineage: Eukaryota; Haptophyta; Isochrysidales; Noelaerhabdaceae. Gene Ontology annotation, molecular function: protein binding.
AUGGUGCCGCUGCUGCUGCUUUGCACCAACGGCCGUACGCUGCAAAUGCUCCGUGCGCCGCCAGCACGGUGCAGGCACCCCGUCUGCAGCGAGAGCCCGCUCGCAGGCGAGCUGGUCGACCUGCGCUCGACGCUGCAAGUCUUGGAGACGCUUCCUCCAUCGGUCGUCGAAAGCGCCUCGUCCGCUUGCGAGGCUGACGCUGCGAUGUCCGCAGCGCGGUCGGCGCUCGAGGCGCUCGCUGUGGACGAGCGCUCAUCGCUCGCCUCGAGCCCGCUGUCGGUUGCAGCGGCUCGCGCAGCAGCUAAGAGGGCGCUGGCCGGUGGCGAGCCCAGGGCGGAGCGGCUGUCUCAGCUGGCGGCGCUGGCUGAGAGAACGCUCGCGGCGGGGCGGCCUUUGUCGGCGUGGGCAGUCUUUGAGAUGGGAGCAGCGCGGCUCUCGAGGUGGCGUGCGGUUGGCUGCGAGGAGCGAAUGAGCAGGCCUCUGCUGGCCACCGCGCUGCGCUCCCUCGCGGCCCAACGGCGGCGGCACGACUUCGAGCGGUGGAUCGGCCGCGCCGAGGAGGAGCUGGGCGAGCCGCUCUCUGCCGAGAGCGAGCCGCUCUCUUCCGCGAUGUGCGCGGCGUGCGAGGCGGGGUGGGAGCAGCACGCCCUCGCGAUGAACGCCUCCCUUGCCGACGCCGGGCGCGCGCCGUCCACGGCAGCGCUCAACGCGCUGAUGGCGAUGCGCCUCGACGCCUCGGCGGACGGCGACGACGAACAGCGACAGCGCGGCGCGACGAGCGCCCUCGACGUAUUCAUCCGCAUGCGCGUCAGCCGAGUGCCGCCGCCCGACCGCGACUCGGCCGCGCUGGCGACUGCCGCGGCCGGCCGGCGCAAGGAGACGUGGAGCGGGCUUCGCAAUCUGCUUCGCCGGCCGUGGCUGCGAGUGCCGUGGAACGAGGCGACCGGGUCGGCGGCGAUCUGUGCGCUCGUCGAGGCGGGCCGGCUGCGGGCGGCGGCGGCGGCGGCGGCGCACGUGCGGGAGAGUGGCACGGCGGCGAACGCGUCGCCGCUCCUGUCCCUCCUCGCCUUUGCGUCUGGCCCACGGGGCUGCGCCGACGAGGCGCGGCUCGUGUACGCUGCCCUCGAGGCGAGGCUGGACGGCGAGGGCCCGCCUCGAGGCCCGCCGGCGGAGGCGCGGCUGCUGCUGCUGCGGAGGGAGGCGCCGGCGGCGCGGCUCCCGCUGCUGCUCGAAGGCGCGCGGGAGUGCUCCGGCUCGGGCGACGCGGCGGCGCUGCUCGCCGCGGCGGCGGUGCACUGGGCCAGCAGCGGCGAGGGUGGCCGCGCAGCAGCACUGCUCUCCUGGAUGACGCGGGAGGGGUACGAGUUGGGACACCCGGCUCGGGCGGGCGGGCAGGUGAAGGCCGCCUUUGCAGCGGAGCUGUCGCGGCGGUCCUCCGUCGAGGGCGGCGGAGACGACGUGUGGUGUUUGGCGCUGCGCUCCUGCGGCCGCGCCGCAGACGUGACCGCGUUGGCGGACGCGAUGGAGGCGGUGGCCGCCUUGCGCCCCGAGAGCCUCCAAGGCGGCGGGGCGGAGGAGGCGCGUGCCGUGGAGCUGGUCGCGUCGCAGUGUGCGACGGGCGCCAUCAGCGCCGCCGCGGUCCUCGUGCGGCGGCUGGGCGGCGCAGCGCGGCCCAUCGCGUUCGUGCUGCUCGUCGAGGCGUGCUGCGCCGAGGAUGUCCCUUCGAUGGCGCUCGCCCGCGCGACGCUCGGCGCGAUGAGCGACGCGGGCGCGCUCGGCGCCGCCUCGGUGGGCGAGAUGGCGCGCGUCUACAGCGCCCUCAUCCAGGGGCACGGCGCGCUCGCCCAGCUCGACCGCGCGCACGCCGCCUUCGAGGAGGGUAACGGCUGGCUCGUGCAGGCUGCCCGCGAGGCCGACGCGGGCGAGGGCGGCGACGAGGGCAGCGGUGAGGAGGGCAGUGCGGAGGUGCGUGCGGCGGAGGCGUCGCUGGUGGCUGCGAUGGUCGAGGCUGCGGCGCCGCACCCGGACGGGUUGCUGCUCGCUUGCAGCUUGCUCGAGGAGGCGGUGGGGCGCGGCGUGGUGACGCGGGUGGACGGGUACUACGAGCAGCUCAUCCACGGCCACUCCACCGCGGAGGAGCUUCAGUCCGCUCUCGACACACUCCGCUCGAGCGGUCCCACCCUCGGGCAGGGCUACCGCGCGUCGGACGCGACCAUCGCGUCGCUGAUGCGCGCGCUUCGCAGGCGAGACGGCGGGCUUGCGGAGGGCGCGGGCGCGGCGCGGGAGGCGGAUCGAAGCCGAGCGCUCGGCACGCUGCGGUCGGCCGGAGUGACGCUGGAGAGGAAGAUGGCGGACUACCUCUCGGGUGGCAAGCGGCUGCGCGGUCCCGGGCUCGACAAUGCGAACGACGUGCUCGCCGCCAGCGAGAGGGGCAUCCCGGCCGCCGGAGCGGACGGGCGGCGGGCGCCGUCCGUCGGGAUGUGGCGCCUCGACGGGGCCGGCGAGACCGUCGUGCACUCGGAGCCUCCGUCGGCAAGCGCGAUGUACGACGAGUUUGAGUCGUUGCUCGCCCUGGAGGAGCCCCCGCCGCGGCUCUCUGACUCCAAGCCUCCGCGCGAUACGAAACGCUCCGUCGGGUUCGAGCGCUUGCGAAAUGCCCAGCCCGGACGCAGCAGCACGGGUCGAAGAGGAGAGGCGCCAUGAAAACCAGCG